AUGCCCACCGGCGACUGCUCCAUGCUCUGCAUCAACAACAUGGCUCGCAUUGCUCAGACCGAGUUCCAGUGCGGUGAGAACGACCUUGGCUGCUUCUGCACUCAGUCCAACUGGGCUUUCGGUAUCCGCGACUGCACCCGCCAGGCCUGCGAUGCUGACCAGUCUGCCGCCGCUGUCAACUGGGCUUACGCUCGCUGCGCUGGUGUCGCUGCCACUGCCUCUGGCACCCCUGCCGCUCUCCCCAUCUUGACCUCUGCUGCUGCUAGUGCCAGCGCCAUCCUAUCUUCCGACGCAUCCAUGGUUACUUCAGUUGUCUCCAGCGGCGCAUCUGGUGUCGAGAGCAUCACUUCUUCUCUCGCAUCUGACGCUUCCUCCGCUCUUGAGUCCGGACAGUCUGCAAUCAGCUCUGCCCUUGCCUCCGCCAGCUCUGCCCUUGCCUCGGCCUCUGCCAGCAUCUCCUCUGAGCUUGCCUCCGCCACCGACUCUGCUGGCAGCGCCAUCUCCUCCGCCACCGACUCGGCCGGAAGCGCCAUCUCUUCCGCUACUGACUCUGCCGGAAGCGCCAUUUCUUCCGCCACCGACUCUGCUGGAAACGUCAUUUCUUCCGCCACUGAGGCCGCUGGCAGCGCUGCUUCCUCUGUCGCUGCUGGUGCCGCCGCUCAGGUCACCGGCAUUCCCUUCGCCGCUGGUGCUGGUAUUGCUGCUUGGCUCCUGCUCUAA
This is a messenger RNA of Alternaria atra, 720 nucleotides long. RefSeq lists its product as uncharacterized. Bases 1 to 720 code for a protein of 239 amino acids. Lineage: Eukaryota; Fungi; Ascomycota; Dothideomycetes; Pleosporales; Pleosporaceae. The record is from RefSeq and is a predicted model, not a curated record. The transcript has a single exon.